Molecule: messenger RNA, 433 nt
Organism: Caenorhabditis auriculariae
Lineage: Eukaryota; Metazoa; Nematoda; Chromadorea; Rhabditida; Rhabditidae
Source: the annotation of a GenBank genome assembly
AUGUUCCGUGUUUCCAUUUUUUAUACUGUUCUAUUUUUUGCGGCUAUAUUUUCGCACGCCGACGCUAAAGCUAAAAAAUGCCGUCCCAAGGUUUGAAAGUUGAACUAGAAUCUUCAAAAAGACAAAAUUAAUAAAUUAAGGCUCGAGCAGCUCCGCAACUGUUGGGCAAUGACAUCGAUGCACCCAGUUUUGAUGAUAAAAUUUUGAGGUAUCUUUUUUUUUUCUAACUCAUAAUGAAUUUUUUUCUUCAGAAAACCCAGCCAAAAGGUAUACUUUUGGCCAAGUUUGGACAAUUUUGAAAGAAGUGUUCUACGGGACGCUUUUUCGCAAAUUGGAAGACGAACUUGUGUUCAAUUCAUUGAGCAGGUAUCGUUGUUGAAGAAUAAUACUUUUUUUGCUGAAAAUAUUUGAAUUUCAGUCACGGAAAUAUUAA